AUGGGUGCUCAGUAUUCGUCAUUAAAUGAUUUGAAAUCGAACGAAUGUUUAACACGUUUUGCUAGUGAAGAGUCCAUAUCCGUGAAUGAUCCAUUUUGGAAUCAGUUUCUAUCGUUUCGUUUACGAACUCCGUUUACAACUGCACAUUCGAAACUAAUCGAAGAGUCAACUUCGAUCUAUUUACAACAUCUAGAAACAAAUAAUCCGAAGACCAACAAUUACGGCAUAUUAAUCGAAGUUUUUAUCCGUUUAGCAUCGGCUGUUCGUGAUGAAUGCGAUGACAAUAUUGUAACAUGGCAAACCUACAAUGCUCUAUUCAUACUUCGCUGUGUAACGAAAUAUUUCAUUGAAAUCGAUUCGGAACAAAAUCUCCAUCCAUACUUCCUACCACAGGAAAAUUCAGAUCGUUCAUCACUGAUGAGUUUCUUUGUUGAUACCCUCUUUCGAACAACCAUUGCCGUUCCAGUUGAAUCUUAUUCGUAUGCCUUGCAUUUGGAAGUCCUGAAUACAUUAUUGUCUCUCUUAUCAAUUCAAAUGUGUGCCAAAGAAGCAGCACUUAUCAGUGCUAUAUAUAGUAUCUUUAUGCAUCGACUUGAUCCUUUGUUAAUAUCGGAAUUUACACGAACCUUGUUAGAACAUUUCAUCAAACAAACAGAUUGUCCACCGGCAAUAGCAGUUGCGCCGUUGAAUGAUGCGAAUGGUGACAGUGGAACAUUGUACAAAAUUGGACAAAGUGUUGCAUAUGGUCUAUGGUCGGUGGUUACUCUUGGUAUGACAUCAGCAUCGUCGUCAUCAACAGUAACUACGGACACGGCUGUUCCUCCGCAUGAUCCAGCCUAUGAUCUUCGUAAUCGGCAUUUAGCCAACCAAAGUAUUCAUUUGAUUUUAAUUCUAAGCAAUCAUUUCACGAAUGAUACCCAUCGAAAUCCAUAUCGAUUGGCUCUUUUACAUUUUACUGAUACACAAGAUACACCAACAAAUUUACCCGAUUCCGAGCCAUUGCCUUGGUUUUCAGUUGAUUAUCGUCGUCUAUACGAUGUUCUGUGUCAAACAGUGCACACAGACCAAAGUACAUUAUUAUUGUACAUGUUACUACAUCGUAACCAACACUUUAAAGCAUAUGUUAUCUCGCGAACGAAUAUUGACCAAAUAGUCUUACCAGUUCUACGAGUUAUCUAUGCAGCAACGGAACGAAAUUCUCAUCAUAUCUACAUGUCAUUGAUAAUCUUAUUGAUUCUAUCCGAAGAUGAUUAUUUUAAUCGAACAAUUCACGAUAUUAAAUUAAAAAAGCUAACAUGGUAUACUGAACGAUCAUUGAAUGAAAUCAGUCUCGGCGGUUUACUAGUUGCUGUUGUUCUUCGUACAAUUCAAUUUAACAUGACACGUAUGCGUGAUAAAUAUUUACAUACGAAUUGUUUGGCAGCUCUAGCCAACAUGUCAUCCCAAUUUCAAAAUCUACAUACAUAUGUUGCUCAAAGGAUUGUUUCCUUGUUUAAUCUACUCGCACGUAAACAUUCGAAAACACUCGAUCAUAUUCAACAACACUCGACGAAAACAGCAGCGAAUGAUGAAACUCUCAAUGAAUACGUUCAAGAUCUGACCAUUAUUGAGGAUGUGAUGAGAAUGGUUCUUGAAAUCAUUAAUUCGUGUUUGUCACAUACACUCAGACAUAACACUAAUCUGAUUUAUACAUUACUUUACAAUCGAGAUAUAUUCGAGAAUUACAGAACACAUCCGAGUUUUCAAGAUGUUUUACAAAAUAUUGACACAGUUAUCAUCUAUUUUGCUGAGAAAGUCGAUAAGCUCGAACAACGUUCGACGGAAUACGUGAAAGAAGCUUUAGAAAUGGGUGCUAAGCAAUUUCCAUUGGAUCGUUUGAAAAAAUUUCCAGAAUUAAAAUUUAAGUAUGUUGAAGAAGAACAACCUGAGGAUUUCUUUGUACCUUAUGUCUGGACGUUGGUCUACAAAUCUUGCAAUUUAUAUUGGUCAUCCGAAUCAAUUCUUAUCUUCAAACAACAACAAUCGUUAAUAACCCAAUGA
This is a messenger RNA of Adineta ricciae, 2040 nucleotides long. The record is from the annotation of a GenBank genome assembly. Lineage: Eukaryota; Metazoa; Rotifera; Eurotatoria; Adinetida; Adinetidae.